AUGCGUUUCUUCGUCCCCGCCCUCGUCACCCUCACCAUGAGCGCUGGCCUCGCAUCAGCCGCCAGCCUCCCCUCCACGGCCUGCUGGAACCUCCAAUCCGUCAUCCAAGGCGUCGACGUCGAGAGAUUCCUCGGCCACGCCCAGCAGGAGAUCUGCAGCAAAGGCUGCAAAGUCAAGCUAUCCGAGUACGAGCCCAAACUGCGCAACUUCGGCACUUCCGUGAUUGAAGCCGAAUCCCCCAACAUGGGCACUCAGCAUUUGAACAACAACUACAUCAGCGGGGUUGACAGCAUUGCCGACCUGGCCCGGACGCAAUGCAAAGCCGGAGAGCGCGACCUGUGCACCAUGAAUGCGUCCGAGCUGCAAUCCCUGGCGAAGUGUGUAAAGGACAGCGCGUGGAAGGUCUUCCUGAACAACGCCUUGAGCCUCUGGCCCGUUCUGACGACGAACUGUCAAACCCAGUAUGACUUCUUCUCGAACCCGGCCUUGUGGGAGGAGAAGGUCCCGACCUAUUUCCGGAAAUUUGCCGAAAACUGCGAGAACAAUUAA
This is a messenger RNA of Aspergillus udagawae, 549 nucleotides long. RefSeq lists its product as uncharacterized. Bases 1 to 549 code for a protein of 182 amino acids. The transcript has a single exon. The record is from RefSeq and is a predicted model, not a curated record. Lineage: Eukaryota; Fungi; Ascomycota; Eurotiomycetes; Eurotiales; Aspergillaceae.